UACACGUGAUUGUUGAUGUGAAGGUUAUCCAACAAAAUAUUGCAUAAAAGCUCCAAAAUCAAGAUAAAAUGUCCUGGAUUUUUGGUGUAAAUAAGCCCCAAAAUGUGCCCGACCUUUCAAGCUUAGGUUUACCCGCACCACCACCCGAUGACGAUGGAAAAGGAGGUGGAAAAGUGGGUGGCGGUGGUAGCUCGUCGGACAAGUCGAAAAUGGAAGCAUAUCGCUUCGAUUCGGGCGCAUUGGAAAGGGCUGCAAAAGCGGCGAAGGAUCUGGAAAAAUCACCGCAUGCCAAGGAAGCCUUGGAACUCUCUCAGAUGCAGGAAAGAACGCGGCAGGUGGACAUGCAGAAACAGAUGAAGGAAUUUGAAGCGCAGGCAGAGCAGUUGAAGAUAGAACAAUCAAGGGUCAUGCAGGAAGAACGGAGAAAGACAAUGGCGGAAGAGACGAAACAGAAUCAACUGAGGGCAGAAUAUCAGGACAAGUUGGCAAGGAGGCGAUACGAAGACCAGUUGGCUCAACAGGCGCGGAUGAAUGAAGACAAUUUGCGAAAACAAGAGGAAUCGGUCCAGAAGCAAGAAUCUAUGAGAAGAUCUACUGUAGAACAUGAGGCUGAACUACGCCACAAGAACGAGAUGCUUCGAGUUGAGGCCGAGUUGAAGGGCAAGGCCAAGGUCGACCGAGAGAACCAGGAUUUGAACUUGGAGCAGAUUCGAGUGAAGGCACGAGAACAUAGGGAAACGAUCAUGGAGUCAAUUAAAACUGCAGGUUCCGUCCUGGGCACAGGGUUUCAAGCGUUUAUAUCCGACUGGGACAAAAUCUCCGCCACAGCCGCUGGACUGACCAUGCUUGCAGUUGGUGUGUACACUGCCAAAUUUGGUACCGGUGUUGCUGCUCGCUUCAUCGAGGCAAGACUUGGCAAGCCAUCUCUAGUCAGGGAAACAUCAAGAUUAACGGCGAUAGAGGCAGUUAAGCAUCCCGUCACGACUGUCAAACGACUGUGGACCAACCCUCAAGACGCCCUCCAGGGAAUCAUUCUAGAACCACGUCUCGAGCAGCGUCUCCGCGAUAUUGCUAUCACAACGCGUCAUACGAAAAAGAAUAAGGGCUAUCAUAGGAACAUUCUAUUCCAUGGUCCACCCGGAACAGGAAAGACUAUGUUCGCUAAAAGUCUUGCGACGCACUCGGGGAUGGAUUACGCAAUCAUGACUGGAGGUGACGUGGCUCCAAUGGGAAGGGAUGGUGUUACAGCGAUGCAUAAGAUGUUUGACUGGGCCAAUAGUAGUAGGAGGGGGUUAUUACUCUUUGUAGAUGAAGCAGAUGCCUUUCUUAGGAAAAGAAGUACAGAACAAAUCAGUGAAGAUCUUCGAGCAACGUUAAACGCAUUCCUCUAUAAAACAGGAGAACAGUCACAGAAAUUUAUGUUAGUACUAGCCAGUAAUCAACCUGAACAAUUUGAUUGGGCCAUCAAUGAUCGUGUGGACGAAAUUGUUGACUUUGUGCUUCCCGGUAAAGAGGAAAGAGAACGAAUGGUGCGACUUUAUUUUGAGAAGUUUGUACUUCAGCCAGCCACGGAAGGCAAAAAACGGUUGAAGGUAGCCCAGUUUGACUACAGUGCCAAAUGUACAGAGAUUGCAGCGCGAUGCGAGGGUUUGUCUGGACGAGAGGUCUCUAAGCUUGGAGUAGCCUGGCAGGCAAGCGCGUAUGCCUCAGAAGAUGGCAUCUUAACGGAACAAAUGGUGGAUGACCGUGUGUCAGAUGCGAUUGAACAACACGCCAAGAAAGUUACAUGGCAGAAGGAAGAUUCGUUACGACCUGGUCAACAAACCGAUACCUACGUCUCACCGAAACAGGCUGCCUCAUUACACCCAAAUUUGAAACCAAGUACAUGAGGAUAGUGUUUACUAGGUUAUUUUAAAAUGCUAAUCAAUCGAUGUGAUAGAAUUAGGUUCAACACAAACGGGCGACUAAAUUGAGAACUCUUAUGAUGUUAUGUUGACCACGACUUUAGUCACCAGUGUGAGCGGAACUUUGGGGGUGAAGACCGAAGCAGGGGAGGACAAUAAGUCACUGUAAACCGUGAAAUGUUCUCGAAUUCUCAAUCCGGCGGCUCUGGCAAUAGCUCAGCCAUUAACGUUAACUUCUAACUUGUCUCUUUACCUCAAAACUUUACAUUUGUAUAUUUGGCGUAACUGCAGGGGCUGUCACGCUUAAUGUAUAGACGAAGUGAAGUUGGUCUUGUAGGGCAAUCCGCCAUGUUAAAACAACUGCAAAGAUUUUCUGGGCUUAAGUAUUUAUACGUGGAACAGCCUUCACAACUCCCAACACAUUGGUUGAUAUGAAUAAAGUCUAGCAAAUGCUUUUACUUCAAUUUUGUACAGAAAGGCCCAGUGUAAAUGUACAUGGAGUUAUAGAUAAAAGCAUUUGCUAGUCUUUAUAUAGAUCACCCAAUGUAUAUGUUGUCUGGGUUAUGAAAGUCGCCUGUUGUUGAGCAAUCGCGUAGUUACACCCAUUUACCAAAAAUCUUCCCCGAGCAGUGUCUUGAGUUUACAACGAUACAGUUGAUCUUUGGCAAGUACACCUUUUGGCUGUAUUUUCCAAUUGGGAUAGAUAUUCACAAGAACACUGAUGAGUAAACAGAAAGUGCACAUCCCCAAGGCUCAGAGAAGAGUUUACCUUACUUGGGACAAACAUGUGGGAUUGCAUUGACUUGAUUGGAUUUUGUUAUUGUAGGUUUAUAAGAAUUGGAAUAUAGUGUGAAAGGGAUCAGAAUAAAAAUGAUAAU
Molecule: messenger RNA, 2782 nt
Organism: Lineus longissimus
Lineage: Eukaryota; Metazoa; Nemertea; Pilidiophora; Heteronemertea; Lineidae
Product: ATPase family AAA domain-containing protein 3-A-like
Exons: 12
Coding region: 69-1889 (606 amino acids)
Biological process (GO): mitochondrion organization
Cellular component (GO): mitochondrion
Molecular function (GO): ATP hydrolysis activity; zinc ion binding; ATP binding
Source: RefSeq, a predicted model, not a curated record